GAAAUGGGAUCGUGAAUCCCCUCUGACACGUAUGGUGUUAAGGCAAUACAACCUUUUGUUUUCCCACUCAAGUGCACUGGCGCUAUGGGCAUGUUUUGCACAGCUGGUAGAUUUAAAGAUUUGGAAUUGUGAUGCUCUUGUGUACUGGCCAGAAAAAGUGUUCCAGCCCCUGGUAUCCUUGAGGACGUUACAAGUUUGGUACUGCAAGAAACUGACCGGACGCACACAAGAAGCUUCUGAGCAAUCUGCACCGCCAGAACGGAGUGGACUCCUGCCACGUCUGGAGUCUCUACUGAUAGAUGAAUGUGCAUCUUUGGUAGAGGUUCCCAACCUACCGGCGUCUCUCAAGGCCUUAUUUAUUUGGAACUGCCGUAAUCUCGAGUCCAUCGUAUUCGGCCAGCAGGAGGAUACGCCAUCAUUAAUUGCAGGGUCCAGCAGUGAGACCAAGGCAUUUACAGCUGUACCGAAGCUGUCAUCACCAGCAAACCAUUCCUUCAUCCCAUGCCUAGAAUCGCUAAAGAUAUCGAACUGCCGUGGCUUGGCAGAGGUUGCCAAUCUUCCUCCAUCCAUCAAGACCUUGAAGAUUUCGGGGUGCGGCAAUCUUCCCUCCUUAUCAGGACAGCUGGACGCCCUCCAAACAUUAGUUAUUGACGAUUGCCGUGGAUUGAAAUCGCUGGAAUCUUGCUUAGGAAGGCUCCCGUCGCUGGAAGCCCUCCAUCUUUACAGUUGCAGCAGCCUGCAAUCCUUGCCGAAUGGGCCUCAAGCGUACCCAUCAGUAUUCGAUCUUGCCCUGGUAUAAAGUUGCUUCCCACCAGCCUACAGCAACUUCUGGAUCAUCUCCAGGAGAAAUGGCUAGACACCCGUUACCAAGGAUGGGAAUAUGCAAUCAGGAGGCGGCUGGCGUGCUUGAAAUAAGAUCGAAGACCCGAUGAAAGUUAUCACCAAGGAUCGUUACCGGACCAGCAAAAACGAUGGAUUAUUGUGACUCGGGGUAGAAUGUAUCGCAUGCCCUUUCCGAAGAUUAUUUGAAGGACUUGAUUUUGAGCAGAGAACAAGUCCCAGGCUGCAAGCUGAAGAAUUUAGCGUGUUGAGCUCCGUGCUCCAGUUCUUUUUAUCAUUCUUUUUUUUUUUCAAGUGCGUGACGUGCUUGAAUUCGUGUGUGCUCCAAAAUAAACGAAACGCAUGUGGAACUUUCAUUUUUUAUGCUUUUUUAAGCUACCUUUUCAAAUGCACUGAACUUCAUUCCACGUGGGUAUCUAAUACUGAAUGGCGUGCAGCGA
Molecule: messenger RNA, 1280 nt
Organism: Panicum virgatum (switchgrass)
Lineage: Eukaryota; Viridiplantae; Streptophyta; Magnoliopsida; Poales; Poaceae
Exons: 3
Coding region: 32-799 (255 amino acids)
Source: RefSeq, a predicted model, not a curated record